CCAUGGCAGAUUGGUCCCUUCUUCCCACAGACUUACUAGUACUAAUUGUUGGUUGUUUUCAGACAUCUUUCGAGAUUGUCCUCUUCCGAUCUGUCUGCAGCUCAUGGCGGUCCGUUGUUCGUUCGCCGCGUGAUUCUCGUUCUUUAAGCGUCGAAACUCAUGUCCCCAUGUUUGUCAAAACUCACAACUUCUACAGGGGAAAACUUCGGUUUGGUAGCAAUGAUGAGUAUUGUAAACUUAAAAAAAUCCCAAUAUAUCUUGUGAUAUUCAAGACUCCCUUUGGUGAUGAUUAUCUAUUGGCAAAGAUACAUGAAAGAAAAAUUGGGAAACCAAUGUCCUUGUCGUCGCCAUUAGUAAGCUAUGAUGGUUUCAAACCCAAAGAAACUCAAGUAUUGUCGUUCAACUCUCUUACCAGUCGAAUUGUCCCUUUGUGUUAUCACUACCAGAUAAACUUGGAGUUGGGGUUCUGGCUUGGUGUGCGUUUCGGAAUUGAAUGGAAAAGUUAUUUUAAAACAGUUGAAUAUCUUGAACUGAAUACUAAUGAUUGUAAAUAUUUCAGAUUGCUAGCUAAUAUAGAAGGCCAUAUGAUGAUAUUUAGCAGCCUUGAGAUGAGAUGGACAGAUAUUUCGGUCUCUCCUGAGAAAUGUCGAGAUAUGGUUUCAUUCAAAGGAAAGUUUUAUGUGGUUGAUACAAGUGGAUGGGGACAUGUAUUUGUAAUCGAACCCUCUUUGGAAGUUUCCGAGAUCCCAUCGGUCUUACGGUCGACACACAAGUCUACGAAAGAGGCUCUAGUGAAGUCGGGAGAAGAAUUGUUGCUAGUGCAACGGUUCACACCAGGUCAGUCUCAUGAAGAAGAUAUGUAUGCAUAUUUCCCAAAAGGAGAGUCUCAUCCUGAACAUAUGUAUACAUGGUUUAGAGUCUUUAGGCUGGAUGAAGAAUUUGGGAGUAGGAAGUGGGUUCAAGUUGAUGACUUGAACGACCGAGUGAUAUUUCUUGGAGCUCGGACGAGUCUCUGCUACUCGGUACAAAACCUUCCAGGUGUGGAGGAGAACUGCAUUGUGUUCAUUGAUUUGAGAAAUGGUUGCAUCCGUUAUAAUGACUCAAUCCUCGUGUUUGACUUAAGAACAAAAAGGACUAGUACUGCCUUUAGUGAAUGCAAAGGCUACAUGGGCGCAUUUGGAGCAAAUCUUCAAUCUCUGGUAUCUUGUGGACUUGUGACUAUACCAAACCCAGCAACAAACACAGAGGAUAUAUUAAAUGAUUCCAACUGGCUCAAGAAAAAGAUGUAAAAAAUUAUUAUCUUUUUAACAUCGUUGAAUAUCAGAUUAAGGUUCCGUUCAAAUAAUUUGGUUCGGAAUCAGUUGAACAAAAUUAAACUCAAGUUUAG
Molecule: messenger RNA, 1387 nt
Organism: Capsella rubella
Lineage: Eukaryota; Viridiplantae; Streptophyta; Magnoliopsida; Brassicales; Brassicaceae
Product: putative F-box protein At2g16290
Exons: 2
Coding region: 3-1289 (428 amino acids)
Molecular function (GO): protein binding
Source: RefSeq, a predicted model, not a curated record